AAUGCAAUCACUUUUCGUUAAAUGUCAAAAGUGUCAACAAAGACCAGCCACUAUUAAAUGUUCAUAGUGCAGAUAUGGAUAAACAUAUAGACUCUGUUAUUCUUGUGAUUCACAAGUCCAUAAUAGAACUGGCCCUAUUGAUCAACAACACAAAACUGAAAUAAUUCCAUAUUAAGGUAUCAUCUUUAACUUGAAAUAGAAAUGUAUUUAAAAAAUUAAAGCUUUGUUCCAGCUCCUUCUUAAUCUGAAUAGAGGAAUUCUCAAAAAAAAAAUGAUUUCAAAGCUUAACCUCCAACUAAGGAUUAUUUGGGUUAUGAUACUAGAAAACAGGAUUAUUCUAAGACAAUUGAAGUUAACAGAAAACCUGAAUAUGUUGAAAAAAAACAUGAUUAUUUGGAUAAGAAAUUUGAUAGCCAUGAUAAAAGAUAUGAUCAACAACACCAAGGUUUUGACAAAAAACAAUUUUCUUCAAACUCAAAGCCUUAAGAAUUUGAAAAAUCCAAUUAGAAUUUAAUUAACUAAUUAAAAGAAGAGCAAUAAUAAACUGAUAGAUUAAGGGCAGAAUUGAAUUUAGUUAAAGAGAGAGAAAUGGAAUUCUAGAAAAGACUGUAUUCUAAUAUUUAUAAUAAUAUAGAUCAAAGUUAGAGUAAGAUUAUGAACAAAAACAUAAGGAAGAUAGAUAAAAAAUAUAAUAGGUUUAGGAUGAAAAUAAAAAUUUACAUUAAAAACUCAAUUAAGUUAAUAAGCAUCUUAAUGAGGAAUCAAAUAGAGUUAGAUAGUAUGAGUAAUAAAUUAGAGAUCUUGAGUAAGCUCUUAAUGAAAAUGUUUAAGAGUAAAAUCAUGUAUCAAUUUUUAUUUAUUAAUUAGGAAGAGAUUUAAUAAAUAUAUGAAGAAUCAAAUAUGAAAGACCAAAUUAUAGAAUAAUUGUAAUAGUAGCUUCAAGAUAUGUAAGCACAAAUUCAAUAAAUGGCAGAAGAAUAAUAAAAUAACAGCAGAAAUACUAGAAAUUAAUUAUCUUCUAAUAAGAAACUAUCAAAAAGUUAGGAUAAUGAAAAGGAUUUAGUGAUUUAAGAAUUAAAUUAGUAAUUAGAAGAAAAAAAUGAAGAAAAUCAUAAAUUGGAAGGUUUUUAAUUAAUUCAUUAAUAUUUUAGACUUGAUUGAAAAUUUCAAGCAAUUAUAUCAGCAUAUGAAUGAAGAAAAAUCUUAAUUGUAAGAGGAAGUUGAGAAAUUAGCAAAUGAAAAUAAUUAAUUUAGAGAAAUAUUUAGUGUAAAUAAUGUACUAAAAUUUAGUAAAAUUUGCAUCUAUUUGGGAUCGAUCCAGAGCAACUUAAUGAAGAAGGAGAAGGUGAGUAUCCUGAAGAAAUUGCUGAAGAGAAUGAUGAUCAAAAUGAUUGA
Paramecium pentaurelia is the source of this 1395-nucleotide messenger RNA. The record is from the annotation of a GenBank genome assembly. NCBI's taxonomy places the organism in Eukaryota, Ciliophora, Oligohymenophorea, Peniculida, Parameciidae.